UGGCGCUGUCCGUGGUGCUGAGGAAUUCCCGGCUGCCGGCAGAAUGAGCUCCAAAUCAGCAGUCUGCAAACUGCUCUCAGUGAUGCAGAAACCCAGCUAAAGUUGCUCCUUUCCUUCACGUCCACAGUUAGUAUUUUCUGGUGUGUGAGAAGGGAUUCGAGCAACAUAUUGUGGAUGAUGCUGAUGCCGUUGCCAGCGGAGCGGGUUUUAAGCGACAGCAUGCUGUUGCUGUUUGUGAUCCACCGAGCCUAGCCAAAUCACCUCUACUGCCGUAGCAAACACUGUGUAAGUGAACUCAUGUGUGGAGGAGGCGUAAUCAGCCGGGAAAUUUCAUAGAAGGAUCUGAGAAAAUGCUAAAAACAAGUUCAACAUGAUUCUGCUACUUGAGUCUGGAUUUCUACAGGACCAGCAUUGCUUCUUGCUUUGAAUUUUGGAGACAGGUCCAAAGCGUAUUUCUUAUGUGUGUCUGCUGUAUUUCUCUCCGGAAGGGCGGGAGACUGCUUCUUGACUGUGGUUUGAAAUGAGAGGUAGAGAGAAUGGAUUGCCUUUAAUUCAAGCCUGAAAAUGCGUUCUUUGGACAAUUAAAGAGGAACUGCUUUUCUAAAACAUACCUGAUCUUUUAGUUCAUAUUGGUCUAUGACCCCCAUCACCACUGUUAACCUCCAGAGUGAUUAGCCUACCCCUCCCCAUGGAAGGAGCUGAGUAUAUUCAGUAGUAGGAGCACAUCCAGAAGCCUUUGAGGAGGGGGAUGGCUCUUCAUAUUCAUGAAGCUUGCAUACUUCUCUUGGUUAUCCCUGGAUUGGUCACCUCUGCUGCCAUCAGUCAUGAAGACUAUCCUGCUGAUGAAGGGGACCAGACCUCCAGUAAUGACAAUCUGAUCUUCGAUGACUAUCGAGGGAAAGGGUGUGUGGAUGACAGCGGCUUUGUAUACAAGUUGGGAGAACGAUUUUUCCCAGGGCAUUCCAACUGCCCUUGUGUCUGUGCUCUGGAUGGACCUGUUUGCGACCAGCCAGAAUGCCCUAAAAUUCACCCAAAGUGUACUAAAGUGGAACACAAUGGAUGCUGUCCUGAGUGCAAAGAAGUGAAAAACUUUUGUGAAUAUCAUGGGAAAAAUUACAAAAUCUUGGAGGAAUUUAAGCCCUCUCCAUGUGAAUGGUGUCGCUGUGAGCCCAGCAAUGAAGUUCACUGUGUUGUAGCAGACUGCGCAGUUCCUGAGUGUGUCAACCCAGUCUAUGAACCAGAGCAAUGUUGUCCUGUCUGCAAAAAUGGUCCUAACUGCUUCGCAGGGACUACCAUCAUUCCGGCUGGCAUCGAAGUGAAAGUGGACGAGUGUAACAUCUGUCACUGCCACAACGGGGACUGGUGGAAGCCGGCGCAGUGCUCCAAACGCGAAUGCCAAGGCAAGCAGAUCGUGUAGCGCGCCAGCCACCCCGGCGAGGACCACUUCCCCGGAGAGGGCGCGGGGCUGCUGCUCCGCACACGUUUCCAACGCAACGGAACGGACACACGGACUCCCGCCAGCUCCAACAGGGUCACCAGCAAAACCUUCUAGGGUUGACAAAAGUGACUGUUUUACUAAGAGGACAUUCCUCUCUUGCUAUAUAAAAUACACAUAUAGUACACAGCUCUCGAAACCGCUUUUGUAAUUACCCACGCUCGAUGGUGACUUGACUGGAUUUCUGGAACAAAAAACAAAUCGCCUCAGACAGGCUGCUUCUCCGGUGACACCUCUAGCCUGCCAGCUCACCGUCUGCCGAGUUAAUUCCCGUUUACGCUCCUGUCCAUCCGACACGGCAUUUUUCUCCUGUAGUAUCUCUUUUUCCCAUUGAGAGUCUAAGGGGCCAGAUUUGACCACACAGCUGUGUCAAACUUUGGUAAAGAAAUGUCAGGGGUGCGGACCCUGCCCGACCAGGAACACCAAAAGCAUCCAACCAAUCACUCCUGCCCUGUCAGCUGAGAAAAGAGAAGGGUACACAGACGGACACACCGCUGGGCAAGGCAGGGACCUGGCACCCGAUGCAUUGUUUGGGGGCCCCCGAUUUCAUGCUGACAAACCACACAUUCCAUCUGCAAAACCUUGAAACUGCCAAUCAAACACUAAUAUUGAAGUACACCAUGAAGGUGACUAAAGAAUCCAAAGGAGUCAGGUAUUCGAAGUUGUAGCAUUAGUCACCCAACUUUCUCAUGAUGCUGAAGUUGAGUUCAGCUUGUUAAUUAAACACCCUCCAAACCCACUGUCAGCUGGCACUAUAAAUACAGAACCAGGGUGAGUCGCCCCACUGUGAAUCUGAAUCCUUCUGAACACAACUGGCCUUUGAGAUCAGAUUUGGCUGACAGCCAGCCAUACACGCAGGCAGUUUUUAUGGUUCGGGACCGUGUUGGCCCUGUUAGAGUAAUGACCACUCAGCCCUCUGUCUAAAACACAGAUUCAGGACACUCUUUCCACCUCAAGUGCUGAUUUAAAUUCAAGAUUAGGGUAGAGUGAGUCUUGCACAAUACAAUUCCAUUUGUUGAACAUUUUUUAAAAUGUAUAUAUUAGAUACUGAACAAUUAAAGCGAAGCGUCUCAAGGUUGCCCUGGUAAUGCUGCGAGUAUAGUAACAGAAAAAAAUAAAAUACACAGGGUAUCUGAUGCCACCUCCGAGUCAAGUGCAAAUUCAGCAAUUCUGAAACCACAAGGCACAGGUAGUUGCUUGUUUCUGUCUUGUAAACCCUGGUGCAGAUCUGGUAGGGUCCUUGAGGAAACUUGAAGGCUGUCUUUGUUAUCAUUGUUCUCUCCUUUCAGCCCCCCACCCACCCUGGCUUUGCCCUAACUUCUAUGGAGUACCGCAUUCUAGAACAAGGUGCCUCAGCCCUAGUGCUGUUGAC
Myotis myotis is the source of this 2867-nucleotide messenger RNA. RefSeq names its product von Willebrand factor C domain containing 2 like (gene VWC2L). Gene Ontology annotation, cellular component: AMPA glutamate receptor complex. Gene Ontology annotation, biological process: negative regulation of BMP signaling pathway. The record is from RefSeq and is a predicted model, not a curated record. Gene Ontology annotation, molecular function: protein binding. Bases 749 to 1417 code for a protein of 222 amino acids. The transcript has 4 exons. NCBI's taxonomy places the organism in Eukaryota, Metazoa, Chordata, Mammalia, Chiroptera, Vespertilionidae.